Molecule: messenger RNA, 1977 nt
Organism: Metopolophium dirhodum (rose-grain aphid)
Lineage: Eukaryota; Metazoa; Arthropoda; Insecta; Hemiptera; Aphididae
Gene: Swim
Product: tubulointerstitial nephritis antigen-like
Exons: 8
Coding region: 338-1729 (463 amino acids)
Biological process (GO): proteolysis
Cellular component (GO): lysosome
Molecular function (GO): cysteine-type peptidase activity
Source: RefSeq, a predicted model, not a curated record
GAACGCUGCUCACAAUGUGUGUGCUAUGUGCAGUGUAAUAGGUUCAGCGGUGCUGUGACACAAGCCUCGUCACCGCCGCGCGUGCAUCAGACGCGUUUUUAACUGUCGUCGCGUCUUAAACGUCGUCGUAAGUACCGUUCUGUUUAUUUUUAUAUUGUUUUGCGGAUUUCGAUGUUUUUCUAAAAAAAAAAAAAAAUUCUCUAUAAAUAAUAAAACGAUAAUUUUUUUCGACUUUUUUUAUUAUUUACGUCUCGUUGUAACGCCAGACGCCGAGAAUAACAAAAAAACGUAGUGCUUCUGGAUUUUUCACAAGUGGAACGCAAUUAAUAAAUACAAGAUGACGACGACGCCCGCCGUGGCCGCCAUGAUGGUGGUGGCGUUGGGUUGCGCGGCGGCGUUCGAAUACGCUCCCGACCUGGCAGGCCGAUACUGUUCGACCAGGCCUAGAGGUUGUUGCAAAGGCCGACAGGACGACUGUACCGUACCGAUUCUGGACACGUUGUGCUACUGCGAUGACUUUUGCAACCACACCCGGUCCGAAGACUGUUGUCCCGACUUCUUGCCGUUUUGUAAACACAUAGACGUUCCUGUGGCUCCAGCGCCUAUCAAAAAUUGUUACGCCAAUGGACAGACGUAUAAGUAUGGAGAAACGGUCAACAUCAAUUGUAACGAAUGCCGAUGCCAAGAAUCCAAUGGCAAAACACAGAUGAUGUGCAGCUCCAACGAGUGCCUCGUCGACACGUACAUUUUGGAUACGCUUAGGCACCAAGCCCACCGGUUUGGAUGGUCUGCUGGCAAUUACAGCGAAUUUUGGGGCAGAAGAUACGACGAGGGACUACAAUUGCGGCUUGGUACACUGCAUUCCAAGAAAAAGAUUUUGCAAAUGAAACCGUUGAAAGCCGCGUUCCAGCGGGGUAAGUUGCGGCGGUCUUACGACGCCCGCGAAGUCUGGGGAAAAUACAUCUCGAGGCCGAUCGACCAGGGCUGGUGCGGCGCGUCCUGGGCCAUAACCACGGUCCAGGUGACCACCGACCGUUUUGGAAUCAUGAGCAAACGCGCGAUCGGCGACGUGUUGUCGCCGCAACACCUGUUGUCAUGCAAUAAUCUCAACCAGCAAGGAUGUCAAGGCGGCCAUUUGACCAGAGCUUGGAAUUGGAUUAGGAAGUUUGGACUGAUCACAGAGGAAUGUUACCCUUGGCAAGGCCGAAUGUCCACGUGCGCGGUACCGAAAAAGAAGAAAGAGACUAUGGCGCAGUGUCCGAGUCGUGUGAGGUCCAAUAACGACCGUACGACCAAAACUCGACUCCACCGGGUCGGUCCCGUUUACCGGGUGGCCACAGAAGAGGGUAUCAUGCACGAGAUUUUGACCUCAGGACCAGUCCAAGCCGUCAUGAAAGUGUCCAGAGAUUUUUUCAUGUACAAAUCGGGAGUGUAUAAAUGUUCAAAUUUGGCGUCCGGAUCGAGAACAGGAUACCACUCAGUGAGGAUCGUUGGUUGGGGCGAAGAGUACCAGGGCGGCAGGAUUGUCAAAUAUUGGAUUGCAUCGAACUCGUGGGGAAGUUGGUGGGGCGAAAACGGAUACUUCCGGAUACUGAAGGGCGUUGACGAGUGCGAGAUCGAAGAUUUCGUCAUCGCUGCGUGGGCGGACAUCGACGACUUUGACGUGACCGGUAAUCCGCUGGGAUAUGACGUGUUCCUGUUGAAUGGUCCAAAGUCAAAUUCCGUCUGAACGAGCGCCGUGGUUAGGUUAUAUGUUCGCGGUCUGAACCAGAUAAUUGGAAAAAAAAUUCUACUCCACAGCAUCUACAUUCAUGCUGGACCACAAAUAUGAAUAUACCUACAUAUAUAUAUAUACGUACGAUGGACAAAAGUAGACAAAAAAAUAAAUUUAAAAAAAAAACAUUUUAUAAACGAACUUUGUUCGGUAUUUAUAAUCGCUACUUAUAUAAUAAUAUAUAUAUAUAUUGGAUUACCAUA